CAUUCUCAUCACGCAAUAUAGUAUAGAUCCACCACCAAAUCCCUCUCCUUCUUCAUUGGCUGUUACAAAAGCCGACGCAUUUGCUCAAUUAGAAACCAACAUUCUCACGAAACUCAUGCACUCAACAUAAUUAAUCUUAUCCAAGUAGAGCCCAGGUUCUCUCAUCUACACUAAGAAAAAUAGAUAUCUGAAACAAACCCACCAAGCCAUUUUGCUCAGCAAUAAUGUCUACUGCCACAAAACUUGAAGAGAACCCAAGUAAGAAAACCUUUCAAACACCUUCAUCUCCCCCACCUCUAACUCAAAAAUGGCCAGCUAGCUUAUCAAAGAUUAUGCUUUCGGAGCUAAAAGCGCAAAGGGGAAUUGCUGUUCCAUUGGUAGCAAUGAAUUUGACAUGGUUUGCAAAGAUAGCAAUCACAACAGCAUUUUUAGGCAGGCUUGGGGAGCUCAAAUUGGCAGGAGGUGCACUUGGGUUCACGUUUGCGAAUGUCACAGGCUUCUCUGUCUUGAACGGCCUCUGUGGCGCCAUGGAACCCAUAUGUGGUCAAGCUUACGGAGCCAAAAACUUUAAACUCCUUCACAAGACCCUUCUCAUGGCAAUCUUCUUAUUACUACUUACCACACUACCUAUAACUUUCUUGUGGCUCAACGUUGAUAAAAUUCUCAUUUAUUUUGGCCAACAAAAAGACAUUUCAAUUGUGGCAAAGACCUAUCUCUUCUAUCUCCUUCCUGAUUUGGUAAUCACUUCAUUUCUAUGUCCACUCAAAGCCUACUUGAGCUCACAGAGUAUAACUGUUCCUAUAAUGUUUAGCUCGGCUCUAGCUCUAGCUGUUCACAUUCCUAUCAAUAUAUUUCUCGCAAAAGUUAAGGGUCUUGAGGGAGUUUCAAUGGCAAUUUGGAUCACUGAUCUCAUGGUAGUGAUUCUACUUGCCUUAUAUGUGUUUGUAAUGGAAAAUAGUAGAGAGAGAGGGUGGAAGGAAGGUGGGUGGUGUGAACAAAGCAUUAGUGACUGGCUAAGGUUGAUCAAGCUCUGCGGGCCUUGUUGCCUUACCGCCUGCCUUGAAUGGUGGUGUUAUGAGAUUUUAGUCUUGCUCACAGGGAGGCUAGGGAAUGCAAAGCAGGCUGUUGGAGUGUUAGCAAUUGUGCUAAACUUUGAUUACUUGCUUUACUCUGUGAUGUUAUCAUUGGCAACAUGUGCAUCCACCCGUGUGUCGAAUGAGCUUGGCGCAAACCAUGCCGGUCCUGCGUACCAGUCGGCAUAUGUGUCUCUGGGAGUGAGCAUCGUAGCCGGUUGCAUAGGUGGUGCAGUGAUGGUAGCAGCCAGAGGAAUAUGGGGGCCUCUGUUUAGCCAUGAUAAGGGGACUAUAAGAUGUGUAAAGAAGAUGAUGUUGCUAAUGGCUUUGGUGGAAGUAGUGAAUUUUCCAUUAGCAGUAUGUGGAGGAAUUGUCCGGGGAACAGCUAGGCCAUGGUUGGGUAUGUAUGCCAACCUUGGUGGGUUCUACCUUCUAGCUUUACCCUUAGGUGUGCUUUUAGCCUUUAAGGCCGCACUUGGACUUGGUGGGCUGUUGAUUGGUUUCUUUUUGGGAAUGGUAGCUUGCUUGGUUUUACUAUUGGUCUUUGUCAUAAGGAUCGACUGGGAUGAAGAAGCGGGCAAGGCACAAUUACUAGCUCGUGAUGUGGACAUUGUUAAGGAAGAUGAAAACCACUCAAUUGUAGAGACAGGUAAAACUGCCCAAGUAUGAGAAUAACUGAAGUUGUAACCAUUUUUUUUUUUUUCGCCUUUAGCAUCAAAACAUAUGCUAAAAAAUAAUCAAGUGAAUAGGUUCAAUUGAAAAUAUAUGACCCCAUAAAACAUUGCUGCAAAGUGCAGACUCCUAUACUUGGGCACAUUGCAGACCAAUGUCUAUUGCGGUCCUUAUGUAGUAAUCCUACGCAAUGAUUUGGAAUCCCAGUGUGAGACUUGCCUAGAGUGUUUCA
Messenger RNA from Quercus robur (English oak), 1977 nucleotides. RefSeq names its product protein DETOXIFICATION 56. The transcript has a single exon. NCBI's taxonomy places the organism in Eukaryota, Viridiplantae, Streptophyta, Magnoliopsida, Fagales, Fagaceae. Gene Ontology annotation, biological process: xenobiotic detoxification by transmembrane export across the plasma membrane. The record is from RefSeq and is a predicted model, not a curated record. The coding region runs from base 225 to 1742 and encodes 505 amino acids. Gene Ontology annotation, cellular component: membrane. Gene Ontology annotation, molecular function: xenobiotic transmembrane transporter activity; antiporter activity.